Molecule: messenger RNA, 1057 nt
Organism: Condylura cristata (star-nosed mole)
Lineage: Eukaryota; Metazoa; Chordata; Mammalia; Eulipotyphla; Talpidae
Gene: RDH5
Product: retinol dehydrogenase 5 (11-cis/9-cis)
Exons: 4
Coding region: 1-966 (321 amino acids)
Source: RefSeq, a predicted model, not a curated record
AUGUGCCUGCUGCUGCUGCUGCCCAGCGCCCUGCUCCUGCUCGCGGCGGCGCUGUGGUGGCUCCGGGACCGGCGGCGCCUGCCCGCCAGCGAUGCCUUCGUCUUCAUCACCGGCUGCGACUCGGGCUUCGGGCGGCUUCUGGCGCUGCGGCUGGACCGGCGAGGCUUCCGGGUGCUGGCCAGCUGCCUGACGCCCUCGGGGGCCGAGGGGCUGCGGCAAGCGGCCUCCUCCCGCCUCCGCACCACCCUGCUGGACGUCACUGAUGCCGAGAGUGUGCAGGAGGCCGCCAGGUGGGUGCAGACACAGGUCGGGGGAGCAGGGCUCUUCGGCCUGGUGAACAACGCUGGAGUGGCUGGCGUCAUCGGGCCCACGCCGUGGCUGACGCAGGAUGACUUCCAGCGGGUGCUGAGCGUGAACACGCUGGGCCCCAUCGGGGUCACCCUGGCCCUGCUGCCCCCGCUGCUGCAGGCGCGGGGCCGGAUCGUCAACAUCACCAGCGUCCUGGGUCGCCUGGCGGCCAACGGUGGGGGCUACUGUGUCUCCAAGUUUGGCCUGGAGGCCUUCUCGGACAGCCUCAGGAGGGACGUGGCUCCUUUCGGGGUACGAGUAUCCAUCGUGGAGCCUGGCUUCUUCCAGACCCCGGUGACCGACCUACAGAGCCUGGAGGGGGCCCUGCAGGCCUGCUGGGCACAGCUCCCUGCGGCCACGCAGGCCCGCUACGGGGAGGCCUUCCUCGGCAAGUACCUGGACGUGCAGCGGCGUGUCAUGAGCCGCAUCUGUGACCCCGACCUCGCCAAGGUGGGCAGGUGCCUGGAGCACGCCCUGACCGCCCGGCACCCGAGAUCCCGCUACAGCCCCGGCUGGGACGCCAAGCUGCUCUGGCUGCCAGCCUCCUACCUGCCAGCCUGCCUGGUGGACGCUGUGCUCACCUGGGUGCUUCCCAAACCUGCCCAGGCAGUCUGCUGAGUCAGGAAGGCCUCUGCUUUAGUCCUGUGCCCGCCCUGUCACCACGGCCGGGUGUGGGCGCCGAACUGGCACUCAAUAAACGGGUUGUCAA